Physcomitrium patens is the source of this 887-nucleotide messenger RNA. RefSeq names its product NADH dehydrogenase [ubiquinone] iron-sulfur protein 6, mitochondrial. Gene Ontology annotation, biological process: mitochondrial electron transport, NADH to ubiquinone. Lineage: Eukaryota; Viridiplantae; Streptophyta; Bryopsida; Funariales; Funariaceae. The record is from RefSeq and is a predicted model, not a curated record. Gene Ontology annotation, cellular component: respiratory chain complex I.
GAAGGGUAGAGAGCUCGUAGGGUUCUAGCAAGUUUUGUGUUUUUUCACGUCGUUCGAUUUGUGUUGCAGAUAAUUUGUUGGCUAUGGCGAGGUCGCUGCGCUCUCUUGCCCGCUUGGCCGGCGCUGCCCGCGUCUUCCAAAACGGUCUUAUCCAACAUCCUGUGCCGUUAGCGCCGCUGAGUUCGUCGACGCAGCUGGAAGCUUCUUUUGCCCGUUCUGGCGCCUCAGUCCGGUUCAUGAGCGACGAUCACACAGCCAAGUGGAUGCAGAAUACCCAAAGCAAAAAGUCGCCCAUGGAGUUGAUUAAUGAAGUACCUCCAAUCAAAGUUGAUGCUCGCGUUGCUGCUUGUGAAGGAGGGACGGAUCCUGCUUUGGGUCACCCGAUAGAGUACAUAUGCCUAGAUGGGAAAGGUCCACACGUGUGCAAGUACUGUGGUCUUAGAUAUUAUCAAGGGAAUGUCCAUGGGCACCAUUGACAUUGAGAACAUUUUCUUUUUCCGUUCAUAAUUUGUCACAUCAAUCAUGCACUUGGUUUCUUUUUUACAAUUUCAGUUGUCUGGGGGUUUUGACAUGUAAUGCGGCCCCUGUAUGCAAUCUGAAAUGUGUAAACUGGUAAACUAGUUAAGAAAAAGUAAAGUGGGCAUCGAUUGCUGAUUUUGCAACGUUAGGUGAAGCCCUCAGCAUAGGUGGGGGAAAUGGAUCACUCACUUCUGUCACUGUCAGAUUGGAGACUAACCUCCUGACAUCGACUUCCUGAAAAUGUGUAUCAUCUGUGGUUGUGCCUGCUCUCCUCUACACUCGGUCAAUCACAGUUGGCAGAUGUACAGGAACAGCAAAACAGCCAAAGGAUUUCAAAUUGAGUUCGUACACUCUUCGAUGUCAGCUUA